Molecule: messenger RNA, 2046 nt
Organism: Hydra vulgaris (swiftwater hydra)
Lineage: Eukaryota; Metazoa; Cnidaria; Hydrozoa; Anthoathecata; Hydridae
Product: ATP-dependent DNA helicase DDX31
Biological process (GO): ribosome biogenesis
Cellular component (GO): nucleus
Molecular function (GO): ATP binding; RNA helicase activity; nucleic acid binding
Source: RefSeq, a predicted model, not a curated record
CUGUGUAAUAAGUUUAAAAAUAAAAAAAAAACAUUAAAAAAUCAAUUUAAAAAAAUGGAAAAUGAAAGUGACAGUCUACUUUUAAAUCUGGAGCCAUAUACACCAAAGGAAAAGUCGGCAUAUGUAAAAAAGAAAAGUAUACAAAAAGAGAAAGGUUAUGAACAGAAAAAAAGUUUUGUAAAAUCGACUCAUUCAAAUUUGAUAAAGUCUAAAAGUCAAUCUUAUGUUGAUCCAGCACAUUUUACUACUAUAUCUUCACUGUUUAAUAAAAAUCCUGAUAUACCUCAAGUUAUUUCAAAUAACAAUGUGAGUAAUGUGGAGGAGGUUGUCUUCAGUUCAGAAAAUGUUUCUGAUCUUCCAAUUUCUGACAGACUAAGAAACAAUUUAAGAGAUCAAUUUAAGUUUAAAUCAUUAACACAGAUUCAGAUGAUAUCAAUACCUCCUCUAUUAAAUGGUAAAGAUGCAAUGAUAAAAUCUCCUACUGGAUCAGGAAAAACAUUUUGUUAUGCUAUUCCUAUUAUUGAUAAAAUUAUUAAAAUGAAGCCAUCAAUAGGGAGACAAGAUGGUCCUUUUGCUCUCAUAAUUGUUCCUACUAGAGAAUUAGCCUUGCAAACAUUCAAUAUUGUGCAAGAUCUUUGUAAAAGUUGCAUUUCAAUUGUUCCUGGAAUGCUUAUUGGUGGAGAAAAAUGUAAAUCAGAAAAAGCCAGAUUGCGUAAAGGAAUUAAUAUAAUAGUUGCAACACCUGGCAGAUUCCAAUAUCAUUUAAAGGAGACAUCUUGUUUAAAUGUCUCCAAAAUAAAAUAUCUUGUUUUAGAUGAAGCUGACAAGCUUUUGAGCAUGGGUUUUGAAAAAACGAUAAAGGAAAUUUUAGGUUUUCUUGAUCAACACAGCAGUCUUAAAAGACAAUCUGUUUUGUUAUCUGCCACUUUAUCUAAAGAUAUUGAAAAUUUAGCUUCAUUAAGUUUAAGUAAUCAUGUUUUUGUUGAUUCUAGUAAAAAAGAUGAUUUCGAUCCUAAAGCUAUUCAUGAAUAUGUUGUUCCUAGUUCUUUAACUCAAUACUUUGUUACAGUUCCUGCCAAGCUACGUUUAGUAACAAUAUUUUGUUUUAUUUGUGAUAAUGCAUUUGUAGAAAAAAAAAAAAUUAUUGUUUUUGUGUCUAACAAAAAUUCUGUUCAUUUCCACUAUGAAGCUCUUAAACUUUUUUUAGCAGAAGUUGAUACACAUUCUGAAAUGUUAUUUAAAAAUGUGUAUAUGCUGCAUGGAGAUAUGACACAAGAGCAAAGAUUCAAAAACUUUGAUUUGUUUAAAGAAUCGAGUUUUGGAGUUCUUUUCUGCACUGAUGUUGGUGCUCGUGGUUUAGAUAUCAAAAAAGUAGACUGGAUUGUUCAGUAUUCUUGUCCAACACAGUUUGAAGAUUAUUUACACAGAGUUGGUAGAACAGCUAGAAUUGGAGAAAAAGGAAAGUCUUUGUUAUUUUUACUUCCUUCUGAAGUUGGUUAUGUAAAAUUUUUAAAUGAUUCUUUAGUUAUUUUAAAUGAAGUUGAUCUAUUCAAUGUUUUAAAGGAUUUUAUUAUCAAGAAGUAUUCUUGUAAAACACAAAACAAGAUUGAGGAGAAAGUUACCUAUUUGCAGAAUAUUAUUGAGCUUGAAUGUACAAAAUCAAAAAAUUUUAAACAACUUGCUAUCUCUGCCUAUAAUUCUUUUAUUCAAAGCUACUCGUCUUACCCAUCAACAGUAAAAGAAAUGUUUCAUGUAAAGAAUUUGCAUUUAGGACAUAUUGCUAAAAGUUUUGGUUUACGGGAUGCUCCUAACAAACUUGUAAAUCAAGUUGCUAUGCAACCUGCAGGUAUCAAAAGAAAACAAAAGAAUGAUGAAGAAAACAAGUUAUUAAAAGAAUCAAAAAAACAAAAGAUGUUAAAACUUAAGGAUGAAGUUAUAUCUGGUCCAAGAACAAAAAAAGAGAAUUCUGCUUUAAAGAAAAAAAAUUCAUCCAAAAAGAAAAACAUUAGAAUAUAAAUUUUUUUAAUACAAUAUUUUUGUUUACCA